Molecule: messenger RNA, 2688 nt
Organism: Echinococcus granulosus
Lineage: Eukaryota; Metazoa; Platyhelminthes; Cestoda; Cyclophyllidea; Taeniidae
Product: Transducin beta-like protein 3
Exons: 19
Coding region: 1-2688 (895 amino acids)
Biological process (GO): endonucleolytic cleavage to generate mature 5'-end of SSU-rRNA from (SSU-rRNA, 5.8S rRNA, LSU-rRNA); endonucleolytic cleavage in 5'-ETS of tricistronic rRNA transcript (SSU-rRNA, 5.8S rRNA, LSU-rRNA)
Cellular component (GO): 90S preribosome; nucleolus; small-subunit processome
Molecular function (GO): protein binding; U3 snoRNA binding
Source: RefSeq, a predicted model, not a curated record
AUGUCCGUGAGGCUAAAAUCUGGUUUCCAGUUGAAGUCACGCUUCAGUCCUUAUUUUUCUGACCCAAAUCCCAUAUUUCUCUGUGACGAUGGUGUCAUGCUUUGUGGCCGGGAUGAAGAUGCCCGAAUCAGAUUAUUCACCAGUCAUCUUGGAAGAAAUGAAUUUGGGGAUUGCGAUGGAUUAAAUGACGAAAUCACUGCCUAUGUGGCUAAUCCUAACGAUAAUACUGUAUUUCUUGCUACAAAAAGUCUAUUCUUGGCUCGAUACGAUAGAUGUGAGCACAAAGUGUUAUCGCGAUGGAAUUCUUCCCACUCCAGAACUAUUGGAGUAAUAGCUUUGAACGCGACCGCCACUCGACUUGCAACUGGUUCCAAUGAUUGUUCCAUCCGUAUUUGGCAUAUUGGUAAUUGCGAGGGAUUUGUAGCGAGCUGCAGGUGUCACACUUCCAAAAUUACCUUGCUUCGUUUUCAUCCGACCGAACCAUUAUUAAUGUCUUGUUCACUUGGUGAAGUUGAUGUGGUUGUUUGGAACACAGAGACAGGGGCGAAGGUGGCUACCUUGCAAGGACAUCAGGGAAACGUUACUGAUAUUGCAUUUUCGCCAUUGGAUGAACAAUUUACGACGUGUGGCCACGACAAGGUGAUUAUUGUUUGGUCUACUAAAACCAUGAAACGUGUCAAAGUCAUACCCGCAUUUGAGAGUCUUCAAGCCAUGGUCUAUCUCCCAGUUGGCUCGUUAAGGGACCGCAUCUCUUCAAAUGCAAAUGAAGGUAAAAGUUAUCUCAUUACUGGUGGUCAGUGGGGUAUCAUGCGUUUGUGGUGCACGUGGACCUCCCGCUGCGUUUUGGAAGUCCGUGGACCCACUAGCCACUCGUCUGAUUCAGCUGCUGCAAGUAAUCUAGACUUUGGUCUCCAUUCUGUGUCGCAUCUUUCACUUUUUCAUGUCUCUGCCUUUCCGGACAACCCUUACAUCCUUGUGCUUUCUCGAAGGAGCAGCCACGUUGAAUUUUACAAUGCGGAGACAUUGAAGCUUUUUUAUGAAUUUAUUGGGGAAAUAGGAUCAGUGGAUCAACUAUGUCUAAUGGGUGCCGCAAGGAAUCGUCUAGUCCUGACAGACGUCUCCCCGAACCUUAAACUCUUCUCCAAUCCACCCAGCUCCACUUCUUCAAGUGGUUCCUGGUCGUGUCAGUUAGUGCAAAGCCCACACACGGGUGUGAUCGGGGACAUGGCUGUCUCAAGUUGUGGUUUAUGGCUCCUCACUGGAGGCCAUGACCAAACGCUUUGUCUGUGGCAGCUCGUUGAACCAGAGGAGUCGGCAGGAAGGCUACGGCUCCUAUCGAAGGCGUGCACCAAAGAAGCUCAUGAUGCCCACAUCUCUGCUGUCUGUUUUGCUAGAGAUUCUUCAGCGGUGUUUUCAGCCUCCACAGAUGGUGUUCUCAAAACCUGGGAGCUUAAUCUGGGGGUUGUUGAUAAGCCAGACGAAAAAACCAAUGUGUUCGAGGAGGGUCGUUCAGUUCGAAAUGCACAUGAUGGAGCUAUCAACUGCGUUCAUGUCUCCAGCAAUGGGCGAUUCUUGGCUACCGGCUCUCGAGAUAAAACUGCCAAGAUAUGGUCUUUGGACCUUUUGCUCGCCGGGAAAGAUAUGCAACCGAAAUUGAUUGGUUCACUGAUUGGCCACAGACGAGGUGUCUGGUCUGUCCGUUUCUCUGAUCACGAACGAGUUCUUCUCACGGCUUCUGGUGACAAGGAUCUGCGUCUAUGGAAUCUCAAAGAUAUGACCUGCAUCCAUACCUUCGAGGGCCACGAAGAGCCUGUCUACCGCGCUGAAUUUAUCUCAAAGGGUCGGCAGAUUCUUUCCUGUGACCAAAGAGGCCUUGUACGAUUGUGGAAUCUUUCCAAGAAGAAUAAUACUUCUGCCGUCUCGUAUGACAAAAUUUCGCCAAAUGUGGUGGAAGCACAUCAAGGACGCAUUUGGACGAUCGCCGUCUGUCCGGACAAUGGUGGCUUCUAUACGGGUGGUGAGGAUGCCACUAUUUGUUUCUUCGAAGACAAAAGUGAAGAUAGUGCUCGGGAAAGUGCUGCGACUGUUGAGGAAUUCAUUAGAACGCAUCAAGAAUUGGAAAAUCUGCUCAAGAGUAAGAAGCAUAGGAGAGCUUUGCGUCUUGCUGUGAAACUGGACAAGCCUCAACGAACCUUCGAAAUUCUGCAGGAAAUUCUUUUUACGGAGGGUUUCAUCACAGUAGACGUUGGUAAAGGCAGCAGUCUGAGGCCUUUUGAACGCGCGCUCUUCAGUCUGGUGCCGAAACCAUCUGCUCCAGGUGAGGCACCCUCGGAGGAGAUGGCACAGCGUCUACUGAAGUAUGCUGUGCACUGGAACACUCGGGCGCGCACAUGUCUGGUGGCUCAACGUGUACUCAAUUGGGUUGUUUCCAAUUGGGCACCCGAACGACUGCUUAGGUGGCCAGGUAUUGGUCAUGCUGUUGCUGCUUUCAUCCCCUAUACUGCUCGGCACUAUCAACGUCUUGGCCGUCUGGAAGAGCAGAUGGCCGUCAUGGAUUAUCUUUUUGAUACUUCUUGUCAUAGCCGAAUUACAGAGGGUAACAAGUCCCUAGAAAAUGGGCUCCAAUUGCCGUCUGAACAGUCGGUGGGUGUGACAAUGGAACUGGAUGAUUUGGAAUCAUCUGCAUGA